AUAUAAAUGCCCUUAGCCACUCUGAUCGACUUCAAGGAUUCACUUAUUAUCUAGUAACUUGUUCUUCAACGUUUCCCUUCCAUUUCUCUCUGUUUUCAAAUCCAGGCUUCAGCAGCCAAUUCUAGUAUUGGAAGCCAAAGGUUAUCGGAUUCACUUACAGGUGCAAGAAAUGGCUCCAAGGAAGGGACAAUUAGGCUCAAUUAACGCCCCAUCAUUUGAGACAAAGAAAGAUGAAGCAUCCAAUGAUUCGGAAGUUGAGGAUUUGGAGCGGGGGCUAGACCAAGGGUUUAUCUACGAGGUCCCUAGGAACAUUCGUCAAGCAAAUCCAAAAGCUUACACUCCUCUAUUGAUUUCAAUUGGCCCUCUUCAUUAUAGGAAAACAAGUUUGGCUAGCAUGGCCAAGUAUAAAGUGGAUUAUCAAGAUAAAUUUCUUCAAAGGACUUCCGUUUCCAAGGAGGCAUUGGAAAGUUUUUGGAGCUUCAUUGAACGCAACGAGAAAAUUAUUCUUUACUGUUACGAGGCUUUAAUCGAUGAAGAUGAGUUCGUAAAGAUGAUAUUUUAUGAUGCCUUGUUUAUCGUGGAGCUCUUCUUGAGGAACUAUGAGAAGGAAGUGGAAAAAAACUCGGACAUCAAAGACUUCUUGUUGAAAGAAACAUGGUCCGCUGGUCUACGGAGGGAUUUGAUCUUACUUGAAAACCAGAUCCCAAUGUUCGUGCUUGAAGAACUGUAUAAACCAUAUGAAAACCACAAACUAGCAUCAGAUGCCUCUGUUCCUUCUUUCCUUAAACUAGCUUGCUCCUACUUUGACAUUCCAUGGGACCCGCAGUUCGAACAUAUACAAAUCCCACACUUCACCGCUUUGCAAAGAUGCCAUAUGACCAAAACACAAAAUCCAUCAUCCAAGACCAAGAUCCCAACGUUGAAAAAAGUGUAUGAUGCCACAAGUUUGCAUGAAGUUGGUGUUGAGCUUAUAGCUGAACCUAAUCAAACUGCAUGUUUGCUUGAUGUUAAAUUUGACGGUAAAAAGCUUAAAAUUCCCAAAUUUACCGUGCACUCCAACACUGAAGCUUACCUUCGGAACGUCAUGGCGUUCGAGAUGUGCCAUUGUCCAGAUGAAGCCUACGUUUGUGCUUACAUAGAGCUAAUGAAUUAUCUCAUUCGAACAGCCCAAGAUGUAGAACAGUUAAUAGAAAAAGGGAUUUUAAGCAAGGAAGGCAAAAACGAAGGAAAACUGGUUACCAUAAUAAACACGAAUAUAGCGGUGCAACGUAUGAUUAAGAAACUUAUGCAGGGAAUUGGGGAGCCACCUGCUUGCUACCGGGAAACCGCGAACCGAUUGAACCAGCUUUAUAAAGAGGGUCGCAAGCGCAAAGUGACAUUAUUCAUCAAGGAAAAUUAUGGAAUUCUGAAGCGUGUUUAUUUCCCCAAUCUUUGGAGAGGAACAGGGACUGUUGCUGCUUUUAUGGUGGUCGUCCUCACCUGCAUACAAACCGUGUUGGCUUUCGUGAAUUAAUGUUUAGUAUUAUCGUGCUGGUGUGUUUUCAAUAAAAUACGAACGCCUAUGCAUUUGUAUGUAAUGAAAGUAGUGAUUGAAGUUUUCAUGGUUUUGCUUUUAGUUUGGCAUUUGGCUACGGUCAAAUAUUUUAGUGUAUAUUAGGUUUAAUUAUCAUGCCAAAGUUAACAUUAUAUGUCCUAUCACCUAAUUUUUCUGGGUAUGUAAUCUUCAGUACCUGCUUGCCCAAA
Molecule: messenger RNA, 1743 nt
Organism: Gossypium arboreum
Lineage: Eukaryota; Viridiplantae; Streptophyta; Magnoliopsida; Malvales; Malvaceae
Product: UPF0481 protein At3g47200-like
Exons: 2
Coding region: 170-1513 (447 amino acids)
Source: RefSeq, a predicted model, not a curated record